This is a messenger RNA of Oncorhynchus tshawytscha (Chinook salmon), 4158 nucleotides long. Its product is annotated as G-protein coupled receptor family C group 6 member A. The coding region runs from base 942 to 3512 and encodes 856 amino acids. Gene Ontology annotation, molecular function: G protein-coupled receptor activity. Gene Ontology annotation, biological process: G protein-coupled receptor signaling pathway. The record is from RefSeq and is a predicted model, not a curated record. NCBI's taxonomy places the organism in Eukaryota, Metazoa, Chordata, Actinopteri, Salmoniformes, Salmonidae. Gene Ontology annotation, cellular component: membrane. The transcript has 6 exons.
ACAAUCCCCAGAAAUACAACAAUGACAUCUAUUUCUACCAUGGAAAAGCACUCCUAAACACUAUUUAACCGGGUGCUCUGAAGAGCUGUUAUGGUGGAAUGUUGUGUAAGAAUGACAACUACUCCUGUCUCUUGAGUUACUGCAAAUCUCCCUUAGCGUAACCAUCUCCAACCAUGCCAGACAAGGAUUGGUCACAGACUAACCAGCUGUCACUACUCAGAUGGCCUGUGGUAGCUGUGCUACUGUCUCUCCUCUCUCUUUGUUUUCCCGGGCAAGUGUUUCCAGCCAUUGGUUCGAGUGAGAAUGCCAGCAGCUCCAACAGACACAGUCACUGCAAGAUAGCCGAGUCACACAUUAUUUACACCGUUGUACCCCAAAACUCUGUAUUAAAACAUUUACUUCUACCCGGAUCCUGCAAGUCAAGUCCCUCUUUAACCUUUUCAAAGUCAUCUUGCUACAGUACUAAAAAAUAACACACUGACACACUCAACUGGCAUUUGAGGGGAUACUGGUGUCAGAUUCCAAACCGACUGCCGCUGUGCCCUUGAACAAGGCAAUUAUCCUGUUGGAUUGUGUCUAGAAAGCCCCCUCAAAAAAACUAAAUACGAGUGCUUAGAAAAUUACAAUGGUUGUUAACAAACCACAAACCAGAAGUUUCAUAUUGAGAACCUAAAGAAUACAUCAUUAAUACUAUUAUAAAUUGCUGGGUUUUAUUCUACAAGUGUUAGGGUUAGUUCUCAUCUUCAUAGAUAAGAACUACACAUUCAUUUCAUUGCCUUAAUUAGAAAACAAACAGACUAUGCUGUUACUCUGAAUUCUGUUUGUAGUCUGUAUGCAAAUAUUCAAACUUCCUCUGUCAUAUACAGGUCUUCAAUAGACAGGGAGUGACACAUAGUUAUUACACAGACAGGACCUCAGCACCAGUCUACAGUAAAUACACAAUGUGGGUCUUGUUGCUCUUAAUUGUGACUGUAACCUCAAUAGUCUCGGGACCUUCUUGUUCAGUCAACCACAAUCCUCGUCAUAUUUAUGUCCCUGGGGACAUUGUUGUGGGUGGACUUUUUCCCGUUUACCUGCAGGUGAAAACUAAUGGAUCCACCAUUCCUCCGCAAAAGACGUGCAUUGAUUACGACGUGCAGAUGUUCCUCCGAUCGCAAGUGAUGAUUUAUGCCAUUCAAGAGAUAAACAGGUCUCAGAUGUUGCCCAAUGUGAGUGUCGGAUACGAAAUAUACGACACCUGUGGGGAUGUAACAAAUGCCGUCAGAGCAACACUGAGCAUGAUGGAGGACAUCCAGGGGCAGGGGGUGAAGCCUAAUGUAACCACACCACAUGUUAAAGUGGUAAUUGGGGAGAGGUAUUCUGAGAAGUCAAUAGCUGUUGCCCGUCUACUAGCUCUACCUUUAGUGGCUCAGAUCAGUUAUUCAUCAACAAGUGAGUUGCUCAGUAGGAAGUGCAAGUUCCCCUCGUUUCUGCGAACGGUCUCCAGUGAUGAGCAUCAGACCAUUGCGAUCGCUGAGUUGGUGAAGCAUCUCACCUGGGAGAGCGUGGGAGUGAUAGGCAGUGAUGAUGAGUACGGCAAGUAUGGCGCCGAGAGGCUGAUCGAUCACUUCAAUGACAGGAAACUGUGUGUGGACUUCAAGGAGAUCCUAUCAGCAAACUUUUUACUCAACGAGACCAGAAAACAAACAGAAUUGGCCAUGCUCAUGUCAAAGAUUCGCAAUUCGUCUGCCGAGGCCAUUGUCAUUUUCACAGCUGAAUUGAAUGUUAGGAUCAUCCUCAAAGAGGUCCUUAGAAUGGGGAUCAGCAGAAUUUGGAUUGCAUGUGACACUUGGGCCACCAACAAGGACCUUUCUGAAAUGCCCGAUAUUCAAAAGGUUGGGAGGGUAUUUGGAUUCAUUCCAAAGAGAAACAAAGUGCCGGGUUUUCAUGAGUAUGUCCGUGACUCUAUGUUCCAAAGUAAAGCCCAUAACAGCUUUAUCCAUGAAUUUAUGUGUCAUUAUCCUCCAUGUCCCGAUUCCUUGGUAGAUGAAAGUGUGCUGAACUGUACAUUACCCGACACCAAAUCCCAGUCAGAGAGUGGUGGAAGGACAUGCCUGGACAGAAGGUGCUUACUGAAGUACAUUGACAAGGAUGAGUCUUAUUACAUCUAUCUAGCGGUCAAAGUCAUUGCUCAGGGGCUGAGAAGCCUGCUGAACUGCGACAAUGUAAGGUGUAAACGAAAUGCCAGUUUUGCUGUUUGGGAGCUUCUUGAGGAACUCAAGCGGGUUAACUUCAUAGUGGACAAUACCACACACAUAGCUUUCAAUGAAAAUGGUGACCCUACUACAGGAUAUGACAUCGUAGAGUGGAAUAUGUCGGUUUCAGAAAAUCGGAUAAUAACCGUUGGAGAGUAUAGGCCUGAUGAACCCAUCCGCAUCAGAGAGCAUCUCAUCAGAGAGUUCGAAAAUGUUACAGUGACUUUUGCCAACUGCUGUAAGACAUGUAAUCCGGGAUAUGAGUUAAUUUCAAAGAUAAACUCAUGCUGCAAGGAGUGUUCUCUUUGCAGUCGUGGAUACAUUUCUACCGGAGGUGGUAAGAAGUGCGUGGCCUGUCAUCCACAAAGUGAGUACACAUCCUCAGACAUGGACAGAUGUUUGAUGAAAACCAUUGAGUACCUGGGGUGGACUGACGCUUUCACCACUGUUCUGGUCUCAUUUGAUGUCUUGGGGAUUGUUGUCAGCCUUCUGGUGGCCAUUUUGUUUGCUGUGGAUCAAAGAACACCCAUAGUGAAAUCCACUGGAGGCUACCUCAGCUUCCUGGAGCUGCUGUCCCUGCUGGCCUGCUUCUGCUGUAUCAGUAUGUUCCUGGGGGAGCCAACAAAGACCACCUGCAUGGCAGGACUCCCACUCUUUGGCAUGGCCUUCACUGUCUGCGUCUCCUGCAUCCUGGCCAACCUGCUCCAGAUCUUUGUGGGCUUCACUUUCGAUUUGAGGGUUACAGUCGGCGACACACUGAAGCGCCUCAACCGACCCAUCGCCGUGGUAACGUGCUGCUCGGCGGUCCAGGUGGCCGUGUGCGUGCUGUGGCUGACCUACGCCCCACCGUUCAUUGUCGAAAGCAGCAGGUUCGACGAGGCCACCAUCCUUCUGGAGUGCAACAAAGGUUCCAAGAUGCUCUUUGGAGCCAUGUUGACUUACAUUGCCCUGCUGGCAGUGGUCUGCUUCCUGUUUGCGUUCAAAGGGAAGCAGUUGCCAGAUUUGUAUAAGAACGCCAGUUUUGUCUCCAUCAGCAUGAUGAUUUUCCUGGUGGUUUGGAUUGUCUUCAUCCCUGUCUACAUCAACAUGUCGGGGAAGUACCAGCGGGCCAUCGAGGCGGCGGCCAUCUUGGUGUCCAAUUACAGCGUACUCUGCUGUCACUUUGCUCCCAAGUGCUACAUCAUGCUCUUCAGGAAGGAGCUCAACAACGAGAGUGCCAUCAUAAAUUACAUCCGGAAACACUAUGAAAAGAAGGGCAUGGCUGUUGUCAGCAAAUAGUUUGUUGAUAGUAGCGAUACGAGGUAUUUGAGGCAGAUAUGUACAUGAAGGUAGGGUAAAUUGACUAGGCAUAAGGAUAGAUAAUAACAAGGUAUUUGAGGUAGAUAUGUACAUGAAGGUAGGGUAAAUUGACUAGGCAUAAGGAUAGAUAAUAACAAGGUAUUUGAGGUAGAUAUGUACAUGAAGGCAGGGUAAAGUGACUAGGCAUCAGGAUAGAUAAUAAUGAGGUAUUUGAGGUAGAUAUGUACAUGAAGGCAGGGUAAAGUGACUAGGCAUCAGGAUAGAUAAUAAUAAUAAGAGCCUCUACAGGUGGACAAUCUGAAUUUUUCAAAGUGUGAUCCAUGAUAAGACUGUCAAGCACCAGUGAUAGUUAUUGGAAGCAUGGAACUUGGCAUAAACCUAUUUGCAUUAUGGGAACAUGAACCCAAGCAUUACAGAGGAAUAAUUUUUCUCCAGAAUACAGUACAUACAUUAUGUCCCCCUAGCUAUGCUAUACAGUAAUGCUAUACUGAUUAGUAGUUGUUUAUAAUUGAUUUCAAAUUGAAUCAAAGUUUAUUUGUCACGUGUGCCGAAUACAACCGGUGUAGUAGACCUUAUAGUGAAAUGCUUACUUACAGGCUCUAACGAAUAGUGCAAAAAAGGUAUU